Molecule: messenger RNA, 660 nt
Organism: Lotus japonicus
Lineage: Eukaryota; Viridiplantae; Streptophyta; Magnoliopsida; Fabales; Fabaceae
Exons: 1
Coding region: 1-660 (219 amino acids)
Molecular function (GO): nucleic acid binding; RNA-DNA hybrid ribonuclease activity
Source: RefSeq, a predicted model, not a curated record
AUGGUCAUCGAACAAUCUUUGAAAUUCGAGUUUAAGGCGAGCAACAACCAAUCAGAAUAUGAGGCACUAAUCGCCGGAUUAAGGCUCGCCAUUGAAUUAGGCGUUCAGAAAUUGUUCAUUAAAGGCGACUCACAGCUGGUUGUUAAACAGGUAAAAGGAGAGUACCAGGUGAAGGAUCCACAACUUGCUAAAUACCUGGAAGUGGUGCACAGGUUAAUGAUGGAAAUAGAGAAGAUCAGGAUAGAACAUAUUCCAAGAAGUCAAAAUGAAAGGGCGGACGUGCUGGCAAAACUGGCCAGUACGGGGCGAUUGGGCAACUAUCAAACAGUCAUCCAGGAAACCCUUUCUCGCCCCAGUAUUGACUUAGUGGAAGUUAAGUUAAAGGCGGUAAAGACGGUAACGGAAGGCGAGCCUUCAUGGAUGGAAUCAAUCAAAACUUUCCUCAAAAACCCUCCAAAGGAUGAUGAUUUGAACACAAAAGAAAAGCGUAGGGAGGCUAGUUUCUACACGCUGGUAGGCGAUGAACUAUAUCGGCGGGGAAUUAUGUCUCAUAUGCUCAAAUGUGUUGACAUGAGAGAUGCCCAGGGAAUCAUGGCAGAAGUUCACGAAGGAGUACGCAACAUUGCCGGUAUCAAGCUGCUUUGUUGCGUUCUAAGGUAA